AUGGUUAGCCCGGCAUUGAAACGAAACGCGGACCACUUCUCAGCCUCAUCGUCAGACAGCAAAAAGACCAAAAGCGCCAGUAUCACGUCCUUUUUUGGACCCCCCAAGUCGAAGACCCCCGAUGCCACACAGACAUCAGCUCCGUUUCCGCCCCGAUCGGCAUCUUUCAACAAGGACAAGUGGAUUGCGUCUCUUACAGCGGAGCAGAAGGAGCUGCUGCAGUUGGAAAUAGAUACUUUGGACGAAAGUUGGCUUGCUCAUCUCAAAGAUGAGGUUGUUACCACGGAAUUCUUGAAUCUGAAGCGCUUUCUCAAGAAGGAGAAAGAUUCCAAGGCCAAGGUCUUUCCUCCAGAAGCUGAUGUCUAUUCUUGGUCCCGACACACGCCCUUGCACAGUGUCAAAGUUGUAAUUGUUGGUCAGGAUCCGUACCACAAUGACAAUCAAGCUCACGGCUUAGCGUUCUCUGUGCGACCUCCAACUCGAGCUCCGCCAUCGCUGGUGAAUAUCUAUAAGGGAAUCAAGAAGAAUUACCCGGAAUUUCAAAUCCCGCCGAAUAAUGCUGGACUUUUAACUCCUUGGGCUGACCGGGGUGUUCUGAUGCUCAAUACCUGUCUCACAGUCCGUGCCCAUCAGGCAAAUAGCCACUCCAACAAGGGAUGGGAGAAAUUUACCCAGAAGGCAAUUGAUCUGGUUGCUCGAGUGCGCACAAACGGAGUGGUCUUUCUAGCCUGGGGCAGCCCCGCUGGAACGCGAGUGGCAAAAGUCAACCGACAGAAGCAUUGUGUACUGCAAUCAGUGCAUCCUAGUCCACUGAGUGCUCAUCGAGGAUUUUUUGACAACGGACAUUUCAAGAAAUGCAACGAUUGGCUGGCGUCGCGGUAUGGAGACGACGGAAUCAUUGACUGGAGUCUCGUACCGACCAUGAAGUCCACACCCACGCUGCCCUCAAAUAAGGAAAAUUCGUCUACAUUGGCCAAUGUUGCGUCGUCACCAAUAGCUACUCCGGGCCCAUGUCUGGAUAAAGAAGAUACCAAAUCCUGUCCUGGAGAGGACGAAUUUGAUGACGCAGACGUUCUCGAAGCUCUCGCGGAGGUGGAGGCUUAA
Molecule: messenger RNA, 1104 nt
Organism: Penicillium atrosanguineum
Lineage: Eukaryota; Fungi; Ascomycota; Eurotiomycetes; Eurotiales; Aspergillaceae
Product: uracil-DNA glycosylase
Exons: 3
Coding region: 1-1104 (367 amino acids)
Biological process (GO): base-excision repair, AP site formation via deaminated base removal; base-excision repair
Cellular component (GO): mitochondrion; nucleus
Molecular function (GO): uracil DNA N-glycosylase activity
Source: RefSeq, a predicted model, not a curated record